UUACAGGGAGCUAGUGGUAGCCAGGAUGAUCUAUCGUUUGAUAUGCCAUACCAAUUACAGUCUCGAGUACAGUCGCCACCACCCCCCAUACCUACACCACCACCCCCUGUUCGUUCACCUUCUCCACCAAGACAGACACCUUUAAUGCCUGUAACCAUGUCAGCUACACCAGGCCAGUCCCUUCAGAUCUUACAAGUUCCAACAGACACUCCAACAAUUUCUUUUCGGGCAGACCUAGAGGCAAUACAGCCGGACAUUUGCACAAUAUGUAUGGACCGUCAAAGAAAUGCAAUUUUGUUGCCUUGUUUCCACCCAUUUUGUAGCGUGUGUGCAACGCAUUUUGAAGUGAACAACAGUGUUUGUCCUAUCUGCAGGACAAAAAUUGGGAAAAUGUGCUUUGUGGACUGUUAAUUUCCUUACUAAGUUUUGUGUGGCUUAAAAUCAUUUAGCAUCUUCAAACAUUUUAUGCCCCUC
Messenger RNA from Ruditapes philippinarum (Manila clam), 474 nucleotides. RefSeq names its product RING finger protein 44-like. NCBI's taxonomy places the organism in Eukaryota, Metazoa, Mollusca, Bivalvia, Venerida, Veneridae. The record is from RefSeq and is a predicted model, not a curated record.